Messenger RNA from Saccostrea cuccullata (small rock oyster), 714 nucleotides. RefSeq names its product big defensin-like. The record is from RefSeq and is a predicted model, not a curated record. Lineage: Eukaryota; Metazoa; Mollusca; Bivalvia; Ostreida; Ostreidae. The coding region runs from base 108 to 497 and encodes 129 amino acids. The transcript is spliced from 4 exons.
UUAACAUCAUUUAAUCAUAACAUUUUAAAACUCAGUGUGAUUUACAACCAGAUCAAUAUUUUAAAAAGCCAAUAUUUUUUCUACAGUUUAUUUGAAAAGAGAGCACCAUGGAAAAGAAAGACUUCCUGUGUAUCUUGUACGUUAUCCUAUUGGUUGCUCCUGGUCCCAUCUUCGCCAAUGCUAGAAUAAAGAAACAGGAGUCAAGAAAUAAACGUCAGGCCCAAGUUCUCUUACCGUUGGCGUCUUAUGCUGGAAUGGCCGUGUCUGGUCCUCUCUUCCUAGCUCUAGUAGCAUUUUACGGUGCUGCCGAAGUUGCACGAUAUGCAAUUCGAGGAACAAGGAGUACUGCGGUUGCUACUUACGAUUAUCGCAAUCAUAAUUGUGGAAAUUGGUUCAAAGAUGGAUGGUGCAGAGAAGAAUGUUUUUCGCAUGAGUACAAUGAUCCUAUUGCAGCGGAGAUCUGUGAUGGUUGGAAUUGUUGCAAGUCCCGUAUUUGAGACGACAUAUACGUUGCAUUUCAUUCAAUAUUACAAAAUAAUAAAUUGCAUUUUUUUUAUUAUUCAACAGCAAUGAAUAUAGUUCGUGUUCUUCAUGGUAUCAUUAUAUUAUCUAGAUUGAUGAACAUUCUUAAAUACCUUGACAUUGUUUGUGUGUUCCAUGAAUGUCCUCUUAAAUUGAAUUUAAUAGACAAUUUUAUCCCUCAAGUAUAAAUUG